ACCAACAUGGCUGCCGCCUUGUGUCGGUAACAUUUCGGUCUCAAUGUUAACUUACAGCGCAAGUUUCAAACCCAAAUGCUUUGAUCAGCUGCUACACUGGGCCACUAAAAAGCUGCACCUGUUACCACAUUUUUGACGCCGACAUGUUCCAGGUUAUCGGCGGGAGGAGCGUCCAGGCGGCCCGGCUCCUCGCACCCAGGAGCGCCGUGCUCGUGGAGGCAGUCCGGGGCAGAAAGUCCCGCACCGACCCGGUCGCGAAGUCCAAAGAGGGGCGAAUCAAAGUGCCUCCCCCCGUCGAUCCGGUGGAGAUGGUGGUCCUCAAGGAGAGAUUCACGGAGUACCAGAUGAUCAUGAGAGCGCUUCGUCUGGAGUUUAAGGAGGAAGUGCUUCGAAGAAAGUACGAGGAGGAGACGGGCUCCCUGGCGGAGGAGAGAGCGAAGCAGGAGGCGGAGGAGCAUCGCGCCCUCAUGGCCUGGAACAACCAGGAGAACUUGCGCAUGCUCAAACUCAGGGUGCUGAGGGUCCAGAAGGAAAAGGAGGAAGCUGAGCGCAAGCAGGUUGAAGCUGCCAUUAAGCGUGAACAAGAACGGGAGAAACUCAUCAAAGAAAAAGAGAGUGAAAUUUUGAAGUUGCAGGAGGAUGCAAAGAACUUCAUCACCUUGGAGAACUUGGAUCAGCGUAUAGACGAGGCUCUAGACAAUCCAAAGAAUUACAACUUUGCCAUCGACAAAGAAGGGAGAGUUGUUAAACAGACGACGCUGCAGUGAAACACCAGACUGAGCUGUAUGUUUCUGUUUAUGAGGAUAAACAAAAACAGACCAACAUCAUUCUCUUAGUCAGGACUGUGAGACGAGUUGAGUCUGAUCCACCCGGAGGCGGAUUUUCCUCAAACACAGAAAACACUCAGCGUGAGAAUGUUAUCGUAGCUCUCAAAGAAAGAAAUAUCGGAGAUGUUUCCAUUGGAGAUUCUUAAUCCAUUUCGAAGCAGUUUAAAGUGACUAAUGUUGAUGAAAUGCUUCGUGUCACAUUUGAUGGGAAACCUAAAUUCUCAUGUCAUCAGAAAAGUAUGAGGUGAUCAUGUUUUGGUCACAAGGCCAGCUGCCUUUUUAUUUUUCAUGUUUCUGCUUCAUUUUCUUCCUUAUUUGAGUGCUCUACAUGUCAACAUGUUCUUUUGAUCAUCACUGUCUUCUCAUGAUAUGUAAUGUAUGUAAAGUAAAUGAAUGUUUCCACUAAA
This is a messenger RNA of Micropterus salmoides (largemouth bass), 1234 nucleotides long. RefSeq names its product mitochondrial ribosomal protein S26 (gene mrps26). The record is from RefSeq and is a predicted model, not a curated record. The transcript has 4 exons. Lineage: Eukaryota; Metazoa; Chordata; Actinopteri; Centrarchiformes; Centrarchidae. Gene Ontology annotation, cellular component: mitochondrial small ribosomal subunit. The coding region runs from base 144 to 767 and encodes 207 amino acids.